CGUAACGUGCGCAUGCGUGAUUACCUUUCUGAAAGCAAUGGGAGACCGUUGGAAUUACUACUUGCUGCCGAAUUGAAUUCACUUGUUUAUUUCUUUGAAGCAGUUAUUUCUUAUGGAGUUAAUGUGAAUAAUCAGUGAUGUGACGUGUUUUAUUUAAUUAGGUGAUUCCUAAAUUCUAAAAACUAUUUGUUCACAAUGUCGUUAUCUAAAAAGGAGGAAUAUGAACGACUGAGAGGUCUCAUCAAUCAGUGGAAUGUUGAUCAUUACGAUAUUUUUGAAUUGAGUCAACCAGAUCAGAAUUUAGAGUUCCACGGAGUAGUGAGGUUUUUCUUUCAAGGUGGUGUAGGUGCAAAUGUGAUUACAAAAUGCAUCAGAGUGUCGAGUACUGCCACAACAAGAGAAGUAAUCGACGUUUUAAUCGAAAAGUUUAGACCUGAUAUGCGCAUGUUAUCUCAGAAUAAAUAUGCUUUGUAUGAGGUUCACGUCAAUGGAGAGGAAAGAAGGUUGGAGAAUGAUGAAAAGCCUCUAUAUGUGCAACUUAAUUGGGGAAAUGAUGUUCGAGAAGGAAGGUUCUUGCUCAGGAAUGAGGACCACCCCACUGUUAGGGAUCCAGCCCUGGGAUUUGACAAGUCUGUACUGCAGCAGGAACAAGCAGGCUUCAAGAGGAAGCUCUCUAAGAGAGAGAAAAAAGAGAAGAAGAAACGUGAGCGAGAUAGAGGGAAAGAGAAUGUCAAUGGAGAUGACAGUGUUGCCAACAAGCUGUACGAGGAAGCUCCAGAGACCAGCUUCACCAGGAGCAUAUCCAACCCUGAAGCUGUCAUGAGGAGAAGAAGGCAGCAGAAGCUGGAGAAGAAACUUGCCCAGAUGAAUGCAGCAGAGGGUGGAACAGACAGUGGAGGAACACUUAAAAUUUAUGGCGAGUCCUUGCAAAGAGAAGUGCCAUACAAAACACUUUUCCUUUCAACUGCAGACCCAGCAUCUGCUGUAGUAAAAGAAGCACUAGAAAAAUAUGGUAGGGAGAAAGAAGACCCUACCCAAUACUGUCUUGUGGAGGUCCUGCUACCACCUGGAGGUAUGGAAUACCAUGGUGGAACAGCAACAGGAGAUGAGCGUGUCCUGGAUGACAAUGAGUGUCCUCUGGCUAUUGUCAUGCAACAUGCGAAACACAGAGGUCAGGGUCACAUCAUCUUUCAGCUGAGGGAAAGGACUGCUGAUUACAAGAAAAGAAGUAAGAGACCUAGAGCUGUGUCCCAAGAUGACUUGCGCAAUCACCAAAGUGAUCAAAGACACACUAAUGUGGACAUGCUGCCAUAUUUGACAGAACUAAAUGUUAGAGGUAAACCAAAGCGACAUGUUUUGCCACUUAAUGUCACUGAAGUUGUUAAUGUAACAGAAGUUGUAAAUAACAGACAAGAAUACAAUGGCAAACACUUUUUACAGCUCUCUGGCAGUGAUAUUCGCCCUAGACAUUGUGUGAUUGCACAUACCGAAGGCAUUGUAACAGUCACUCCUAACAGUCAUGAUGCUGAAACAUAUGUAGAAAGACAGAGAAUCUAUGAAACUACAAUGCUGAAGCAUGGCAUGACAGUACAGUUUGGCAAAGAUAAAUUGUACAGGUUUCUGGACCCAAGGUUUGAUGAGCCACCAAUGCAGAACCAGCCAUAUCAACUUCCUAACAAGACUCCUCGAGGUCAGCCUCAAGAAACAAACUUUGAUGUUGAUGGCCAUAUUGAAACUGUACAGGGAUCUUCUCCUCUUCAAAGGCCACCAUCUUGGGAAGGUCAACAAAGAAGGAGUAACUCUGACAGAUCGCCAGGAUCUUCACAAGGAAUGGAAGAUUUGCUGCCUGCUUCUGUGGAAUAUUUUAUUGAUGCUGAGGACCGCUUGCUUCAAGCCUCUAUCCUACAGGUGAACAGUAAACAGCUUCAAUUUAAGCUAGCUCCAACAUAUACACUAUACAUGGCAGCUAGAAAUUUGUUAGCUGCUAGAUCACCUGUGGCUUACAGGGGACAGUUAGUAGCUGAUUUUGUCAGCAAAACUGCCAAGAUGACCCAACAGAGCAUUCAGGAACAUCAUAAUGACCCACCUUCACUGGCAUUCUGGAUGGCCAACUCAUCAGAGAUGUUGCACAUGUUCAAACAAGACAGAGAUAUUUACCACCAGAGUACUAUAUCUCAGGAGAUGCUGGCAGAAGCCGUCCAGACUGCAUUUCAUCAUUUAGUCAGGUGUCUGCAAGGAGAUUUGCAGAGGGUCAUGCCUGCUUUUCUUGAUUCUUCAGAUUCUAAUGACGUUGAUGAUGAAAUGGGUCAGCGUUACAACAUGGGAAGACCAACGCUAGCAGAUGUCCUUAACACAUUAUCUGCUGCUAUGACGUUAUUGAGGAGAUGCCGUGUCAAUGCAGCUUUGACGAUACAGCUGUUUUCUCAACUCUUUCAUUUCAUCAAUAUGUGGCUGUUCAACAUUCUUGUCACUGAGCCGCAGCUUCAGUUAUGUACACGAGUGUGGGGAAUCCGGUUGAAAAGGAGACUUGGAAGUGUGGAGGCUUGGGCAGAGAAACAAGGCUUGGAAUUAGCUGCUGACUGCCAUCUUUGUAGAAUUAUACAAGCAGCACAUUUGCUUCAAGCCCCCAAGUCAAGUCCAGAUGAUAUCACAAACAUCAGCUCCACCUGCUUCAAACUGAAUUCUGUGCAGCUGCGCGCUCUCCUGACUCGUUACAUUCCAGAACCUAAUGAACCCCCGGUGUCAGGUCCAUUUAUUGACAGAGUUGUCUCUAUAGCUGAAAAUAUGGCAGAUGAGUUGACAAGGACUGAUGGACGUGAAGUGGGAUUAGAGGAGGAUAACGAUCUACAUCUUCCAUUUUUAUUGCCUGAAGAUGGUUAUUCCUGUGACACAAUCAGAGGAAUUCCUAAUGGUCUUCCAGAUUUUGUCAGACAGCUUGAAAAUGCAGGCAUUUGUCGGUUCAUUAUCAACAACAAUGCAUCUGGUAGCUGGACAGUCUACAUGGGAGAUGCACCUUAUCCUGAUAUGAAAUUGAAUAGCCCAGUUAGUCCAGGACAUGGAUUGCCUCCCACACCAGAGAUCAUUACAGUUUCUUUUAACAAGGUCAAAGGCAGUAUGGGGCUUAGUAUUGUUGCUGCUUUCGGUGAAGGUCAAGCUCAGCAAGGCAUUUACAUAAAAUCUGUAGUUGAAGGUGGAGCUGCUGCACUUGAUGGUCGACUUCAGGCAGGAGACCAGCUGUUAGAGGUUGAUGGUAAAUCUCUGGUUGGCCUUUCUCAGGAGAAAGCCGCCGAGUUGAUGACUAAAACUGGUCAGGUGAUCAAAUUAAAAGUAGCCAAAAGAGCUGUCCUCUAUCACAACUUGGGGUCUCUGCUUAGUCAGCCCUCACCUACAAGUCAAAGAGCUGCCCAGAAUCGGGGACCAGGUCCUAACAAUAGAAUGCCUAAUGAUGAUGGCCCACCUCCUCCAUAUGAUGGUCGAGAUAGUAAACCAGUCAAUGGUUAUGGUGAUGCAAACAAAAUGCGAGCACCAUCAUCUGGAAAUCUAGCCAGUGCACGGCCAGGAGCUAAUGAUCCGUAUAACUACCGCAAAGAUGAUCCACGGUCAAAAUCAACUUCAAAUUUACAUGUUGAUACCAACUUAGACCGAGCAGACAUGCACUCAAGUAUGAAACCAGCACAGUCUGUUGGUAUGCUGCAUCCAUCUUCUCCUGGAUAUGGCCAGUACUCUCCAGGUGGUAGAAGACUAGAUGUAAGACCCAAUGAUUAUGAAAACCAACCCACUUAUCCUAAAGCAGGUGGAGAAGGGCAGGGUAGGCCAGGGUACAACUUUGUAGAUCCCAGACAGAAUAUUCCGGGACAACCAAAGCCACAGAAUCAGUUCCAGUCCCCUGGUUAUGUACAACAGAAGAACUCGGAUAGGUCAUCUAUUUCAUCUAAAACCUCUUCCAACAGUAACAGAGAUUCUAGACCACAGUCUGCUUACUAUGAUCCUCACAAUGCCAAUAGGGACAAUUCAGAUUUUGUCUCCCGACCAAAGUCAGAAGAUGUUGGGAGCAAGUUAAAGGAGUGGCAAGAUAAAUAUGAAGAUCCUAGAAGUGGCUACAACAAACAGCCUGGCAGGGGGCAAAGUCCACCUUACAGCAAUAUUGGUGCUCAGAAUAGGGAGCCUCCACCACAGCCACAACAUAACCCUCCACCUAAACCCACAGCUCAUGAAAGACUCUUCAGUCAGCAAGGUAUGCCACAGAAAGCUAAUAACAGUGCCUAUAACAGACAGCCCAACUUCUAUGAGAACACAGUUCCAUUGAAACAGGAGCCCCCACCUGCUUUUCAUCAACUAGCACGUUUACCCAGUGACAAUGACUUAAAACCCAGACCAGGUCCUAAGCCUGCAGCGAUUGUUAAGAAAAAUCAGCCACGUGUUCAACACACUGACCUGCCAAUGGUCAGAGUUGACAACAGACAAACCCAGCCACAUUUCUAUGGCGACAACAGAUCAACAGUGUCAUUAGAUCAGGCCAGCAGUCCUCAAUCUACAGGGUACUUACAACCUAGUGGGCCACAGUUUGAUGCAAGAAAUGCCCCACCACAAGCUAGCAGAAUCCCUGCACAGCCAGACUACAGAAAUGAUUCUAGAUUUGAUUUACAACUUUCUCCUGACCCCAAAAAUGGGCCAGUUCAAGACUAUAGAAAUACCACUGACCCAAGGAAUAUUCCAGACAUGCGAAGUGCACCUGAUCUGAGGAAUAUUCCAGAUAUGAGAAACGUACCUGAUCCAAGAAAUAUUCCUGAUCUAAGAAAUGCUCCUGACCCAAGGAAUAUGCAACAGUAUGGUAAUGAUAUAAAUUAUUCACAGCAGCCAGACUAUCGUAACAGCACUAACAAUCUACCAAGUCCAAUUUACCAGGAUCAGAAUCGAUCACUUCCACCAACAAAUCAACACUUCCAGCAACAGAGGUAUCCUGAACCUGUCAAUUCUUAUGGAUACUCUUCAAAUUCUCAUGACACCCCACCCCCACCAUUGCACAAUAAUACCCAUCCUGGUUCAUACCAAGACAAUUUUGAGGAGCCUCCAACCCUUCCACCUCCACCAUCAAAUGAGGCAUUACUAGAACAGAAGCUUGCUGAAGAGCAGCAGAAACUGAUGCAGACUAUCAAUGCAACAAACCAGUUCUUGGCUGACAGGCACCCAAGACCAAAUACCCAGCCACAGCAACCCUCCCAGGCUCAGCUUUACCAACCAUCACAACAGCCACAGCAGCGUUAUCAACCUCCUGUCCAUCAACCAGCUGUUCAGCCAAUAAACCGAGUGCUUCCCUCUGGCAUAGAUAACACCGCUAUUAUGGGAUAUCAACCUGUGCAAGACAACUACAGAAAUGACUCUCACCCUAACUACCAAAACAUUGGUUUUAGUUCAGGAGAGCCUCAGCCACCACCAGUACCACAACCACCAUCUGAAUACGACACUUAUGACAAUCAGUCUUUGAAAGCCCAAGGAUUUCAGGUUAAACCUGCUGUGCCUCUCAAUAAACCAAAGUUAAAGCAAGACAUCAAUAACAGAUCAGCAUGGGAUAGGGAUGCUAAAGAAAAAGCAGAGGAAGAAGAACAAGAAGAACUUUAUAGAGCAAGAGAACAAGAAAUAGCUGAAUUAGAAUCAAGGCCAUUCUUAAACCCCUCAGAGCAAGAAAGAUUGAGAAAGUUAAAAACAGAGCAGGAGUUCCAGAGGAGGGUUAGAGAAAUUGCUGAAAAGGGAGAUUAUGAUUAUGAAGAUGAUGACGAAAUGGCAGAAAGAUUAUUUACCCGUGAAAGAUUAAUAGAGAAUGUAAAAGAAGAGCUGGAAAGGUCUAGAGCAAGAAUGCUAGAUUUUGAACAAGCUCAACAGAGAGCUGAUGCGUCUAGGGAAGCCGAGAGAUUAAAAGCUCUUGAGAGAAGACUGGAAAUGCAUGAACAAGACAGAGAAGAGCAGCGAUUGAGAAUGCAGAAAAGGCAAGAAAGAAGAUCUAAAGAAUAUCAGGAGCAACUACGACUGCAGAAGGAAACGAGAGAUAAACAACGUCAAAACUAUGAAGAACAAAAAAGAUUACUACAGAAAGAGGAAGAAAAACUUAAUCAGCGAAGGGAAGAGGAACUGAACAAAAAGAGGCAGUUUGAGCGUGAACGUCGACAAGAAUUACAAGAUCAACGAGAUGCAGAAGAAAAACGGCUACGAGCAGAAGCAAGAAGAGAAGAGGAAGAAUAUUUUCAAAAACAGUUGGCCCAAGAAAGGCAGCAGAGAAUAGAUCAAAAUAGGCCAAUAAGAGUUGAAGAUGAAAAGAAACGUCUUGAUUCAAUGAAUUCUCAAACCCAAUCCAGUCCAACAUCACCAGGAUACUCUCAGUAUGCAAAUAUUCCAAGCCAGCCUGAACCAGCCCCUCCACCUCCUGCUAGAAACUCAUCAUAUGAAACAUUUAACCAGCACAGAGCAUCCUUUAGAGGAGUCAACCCUGAUUUCCCCCCACCUGUUAAUCCUAAUGCAGCCUCUACAGGUGCUCUGCCUUCUGCUUUACGGAACAGUAAUGAGCCUCCUCCCCCGGCAAAAAAAUCAGUUUCAUUCAAUACUCAGAUGAAUACUUAUAAAGAACGCACACCUAAUCACUCAGUGUCUUCAUACAAAUCUCCAACAGGAUCACAAUCGAUAGAGGAGAUGCUCCCCCCUCCUAAUUUUAGUCCUGAGGCAGAUGUGUUUGACUCCCCUAAUCCCCCCUUAUUUAACAAAAGUAAUGGCUCUAUUCCAAACACCAAUCGAGGAACUGAUGUUGUCUACAGUACAUCAAACAACACCCCUAAUGUCAUUGGGGCACAAGAAGUUUACAGAGACCCCCGCUCUAGAAUUGAAGCCAAAAUAGCAUCCCAGUCAACAGGUCGUACACCAAGCACAGACAGGAUGUCAUUCAGAGAGAAGAUGAAAUACUUUGCUGCUGAAGCUGGAGAAGGUACCAUCAAAGACAAGCCAAAGUCUUCUAAAACAUUAAGGUCUAUUGAAUCUCAACUUAAUGGUCAGUAACAAUACUUGUUUUUUUUUAAAAUUAAUUUUAACCUUGUUCUUCCUCAUUGGCAAACCAUACUGAAGAUAAAUAGACUUGUUGAAUAAAACAAGAUUACAUUUUAGGACAUUGCUCACUAAAUACACUGGAAAUUCUUUUCACUUAUAUUUUUAGAACUGCUUUUAAAAUAUAUUUCCCAUGUGUGUUGUUCUUUGCAAAUGCAAAACUGGAGAAAUAGUACCCUUUGAUGAUUAUAUUCAAAUCAUAUUCUUAUAUUAUUCACAUUUAUAAGCAUUAAGAAACAACUCUGUGAUGGUUGUGGAAAAAUAAAAACUUAAAAUGCUAUCAAGAAAAGGAGUAAAUCUUAAUGUAUAGCUAUAACCUUGAUUGUGGUGGAGUUUAUAAGAAGUGGUUGGACAAUAAAUUAUUGGACUGUGUUGUGCCAAAAGUUAAAUUUGAACUUGCCAGACAAAUUGUUGUGAAAGUGAGCAGAGAUACUGUGUACAGUGAUGAAUGAAGUUUUGAUGUGCUUCUAAAGGUAUUAACACUAGUGGCCUAAAUGAUUGCUUAUUAUUAGGUUAAAACCAUGUUUUAUUAUAAACAUUUCUUUCAUAUUCAUUUGACGCAUCAUUCGUUUGUAUGAAGUGUAAUUCUAGAUAAGCUAAGGUUUAUUUUUUAUCUCAACAUAUUCUUCUUAUUCAUAUAUUUU
Messenger RNA from Physella acuta, 7730 nucleotides. RefSeq names its product afadin. The record is from RefSeq and is a predicted model, not a curated record. NCBI's taxonomy places the organism in Eukaryota, Metazoa, Mollusca, Gastropoda, Physidae. Gene Ontology annotation, cellular component: cell-cell junction. Gene Ontology annotation, molecular function: protein binding. Gene Ontology annotation, biological process: signal transduction.